CAGGAACAGUUAGUGUUGUUCCUCCCUGCAGAGAGACACACGGACUGAAAGACAGACGAUCAGAUUCACCUUCAGACCAAACUAACACCUUCCUCUGAGUUCAGCUACAGGAGAGAAAAGAGGGAGCUACAACACUGCUGCUUCAACCUGCUGACCCCCCCACCCUGAAGGGGAAGCAGCAACGUCAGCAGAGGAGGCGUGACGAAGCUCACCUGACUCACCUGAGACAAACCAGGAACAGUUAGUUGUUGUUCCUCCCUGCAGAGAGACGGACGGACUGAAAGACAGACGAUCAGAUUCACCUUCAGACCAAACUAACACCUUCCUCUGAGUUCAGCUACAGGAGAGAAAAGAGGGAGCUACAACACUGCUGCUUCAACCUGCUGACCCCCCCACCCUGAAGCUCCACUCAGAGACAACAUGGCUUCCAGGUUAGAGGAAGACCUCUGCUGUCCGGUCUGUCAGGAAGUCUUCAGAGAUCCUGUCCUCCUGUCCUGCUGCCACAGCUUCUGUAGAGCCUGUCUGCAGAACUGGUGGAGACAGAAACCAACACGAGAGUGUCCAGUUUGUAAGACAGAAUCUUCAAGAGGAGAACCCCCCUGUAACCUGGCUUUAAAGAACCUGUGUGAGACCUUCUUACAGGAGAGAGGUCAGAGGUCUCCAGAGGCUCUCUGCAGUCUGCACUCUGAGAGACUCAGACUCUUCUGUCUGGACCAUCAGCAGCCAGUGUGUCUCGUCUGCAGAGAUUCAAGAACACACACCAACCACAGAAUCAGACCCGUGGAUGAAGCUGCUCAGGAUCUCAAAGAGGAGCUCCAGAAGUCUCUGCAGCCCUUACAGGAGAAACUGAAGCUCUUUGAAGAAGUUAAAGUGAAGUUUGAUCAGACAGCAGGACACAUGGAGGCCCAGGCCCGACGCACAGAGCUGCAGAUUAAGGAGCAGUUUAAGAAGCUUCACCAGUUUCUAGAAGAGGAAGAGGAGGCCAGGAUGGCUGCACUGAGGGAGGAAGAGGAGCAGAAGAGGAGGAUGAUGGAGGAGAAGAUGGAGGCUGUGAGCAGAGAGAUAGCAGCUCUUUCACACACAGUCAGAGCCACAGAGGAGGAGCUGAGAGCUGAAGACGUGUCCUUCCUGCACAACUACAAGGCUGCAGUGGAGAGGCUGCAGCGCCCCCUGCUGGAGGAUCCACAGCUGCCCUCAGGGACUCUGAUAGACCAGGCCAAACACCUGGGCAACCUCAGCUUCAACAUCUGGAGCAAGAUGAAGGACAUGGUGUCCUACUCUCCUCUCAUCCUGGACCCAAACACUGCUCAUCCAGUACUCAUCCUCUCUGAAGAUCUGACCAGAGUGAGACGAGGAGGAGAGAGACAGGAACUUCCUGAUAAUCCAGAGAGGAUUGAUCAGUACCGCUCUGUCCUGGGCUCUGAGGGCUUUACCUCAGGGACUCACAGCUGGGAUGUCCAGGUUACAGACAGUACAGGCUGGUCACUGGGUGUGUUAGCAGAGUCUGUCCAGAGGAAGGGAGUUAUAAAGUCUGGAUUAUGGAGAAUAUGUUUCUAUGAAGGUAAAUAUUAUGCAUGUUCUCCAUCAGAUCCACCCACUCCUCUCCUCCUGCAGAAGAAGCUCCAGAGGGUCAGAGUGAAUCUGGACUGGAACAGAGGAAAGCUGUCGUUCUCUGAUCCUGACACUAAAACACACAUACACACCUUCACACACACUUUCACUGAGAGGAUGUUUCCAUACAUUAGCAGUCUGGAGGAAGUGAAGGUAUUACCACUGAAGGUGUGUGUGAGCAAACUCCAGACCUGAUGGAGUCCUUGGUCUGAUCAGUGAUCAGUUAAAAUAAAGAGACACAAGGCUAGUGACAGCAGCGAUGUUAUAACAUUGAAGUCUAAUGAAAUGCACAUGUAUAUGACUGUAAACAGAAAGCAGCAACAUGCAAAGUCUUUAGCAUAUAUGAAUUGAAAACAGGAAACUGUGUAAAAGAUUGUGAUGUUGAGUUCAGUUUUACAACAUCUGUUAGAUCUGACCAACCGUCUCUAAAUGUCUCAGCCGUUUAGCCCGACAUGCUGACCCUUAUAUUUGCUAAAGGUGAUCGGGGCUCCCAGUGGUUUCUGCUUUGAUCUGAUUUAUUAUUAGGAAAGCAACAGGUCAGCACUUCCUGUGUAUAAUCAACAUGUCAACUGAAAUUCACUUUUAAUGAUUUACUUUGUAGAAAACUGGUUGGUGUCAGGGCUGAUGUGGGUUCAACAAAAUAGGUACGGCUUCAUUCGGGGCCCCCCACUAUCAAACUGGUGACCCUUACAGAGUACAGUACUGUAAGCCCUGAGUACUUCUACUUUACUCAAGUACAAGAUCUGAGUACUUCUACUUUACUCAAGUACAAGAUCUGAGUACUUCUACCUUACUCAAGUACAAGACCUGAGUACUUCUACUUUACUCAAGUACAAGACCUGAGUACUUCUACUUUACUCAAGUACAAGACCUGAGUACUUCUACCUUACUCAAGUACAAGACCUGAGUACUUCUACCUUACUUAAGUACAAGAUCUGAGUACUUCUACUUUACUCAAGAACAAGAUCUGAGUACUUCUA
Messenger RNA from Eleginops maclovinus (Patagonian blennie), 2591 nucleotides. Its product is annotated as E3 ubiquitin-protein ligase TRIM35-like. Bases 421 to 1806 code for a protein of 461 amino acids. Gene Ontology annotation, biological process: protein ubiquitination. The transcript has 3 exons. Gene Ontology annotation, cellular component: cytoplasm. Gene Ontology annotation, molecular function: ubiquitin protein ligase activity; protein binding; zinc ion binding. Lineage: Eukaryota; Metazoa; Chordata; Actinopteri; Perciformes; Eleginopidae. The record is from RefSeq and is a predicted model, not a curated record.